Messenger RNA from Rubroshorea leprosula, 3799 nucleotides. NCBI's taxonomy places the organism in Eukaryota, Viridiplantae, Streptophyta, Magnoliopsida, Malvales, Dipterocarpaceae. The record is from the annotation of a GenBank genome assembly.
CAACGACCUGAAGUUUUGGUUAGGGUUAGGGUUCUCGUGAAAACCAGAAGAAACCCUCCUUUUCCAUCUGCAACUCUUGAAGAGAAAAGAGGGUUUAGGGUUUUUCACGACCCUGCAAAAGGGUAGUCAAAGAUGGUUCAUUUCUCUUCGUCGGUGAUCAAAUGGCACUUUCUCUUGCUGUUCUGGGUCUUCUUUGGCGUUGCCUUUGCCGAUUCGGACAAAUCGGUGUUGCUCCAGUUCAAGAACUCGGUCUCCGAUCCCUCAGGUCUGCUGUCUAGUUGGAGUGACAGUGACAGUUCGAAUUAUUGCUCUUGGUUUGGUGUGCUCUGCGACUCGAACUCGCGGGUCGUGUCGCUCAACAUUACGGGUCGCGGCAGUGAGAAAGGUAGUUCAAAUGAUAGUCAACAUGUUUUCUCUUGCUCUGAUUUUAGCGUGUUCCCGUUAUAUGGGUUUGGUAUUAGAAGGAAUUGUGGUAGUAGUAAUGGGAGUUUGCAUGGCAAAUCGCUGUCUGUUUUGGGAGAUUUGAGUGAGCUUAAGGUUCUGUCGCUUCCGUUCAAUCGUUUUGAUUGUGAGAUUCCUGGUGAAAUCUGGGGCAUGGAAAAGCUAGAGGUUCUUGAUCUGGAGGGGAACUUGUUAUCUGGGAUGUUGCCCAUUAAUUUUGCUGGGUUAAAGAACUUGCGGGUUCUUAAUCUGGGGUUUAACAGGAUUAGUGGGGAGAUACCAAAUGCUCUUUCGAAUUUUGCCAAAUUAGAGAUCUUGAAUUUGGCUGGUAACCCUCUUAAUGGAACUUUACCUGGGUUUGUUGGUAGAUUGAGGGGUGUUUACUUGUCAUUUAGUCGUCUCCAUGGGUCCUUACCUAGUGAUAUUGGAGACAGUUGCAGGCUUGAGUAUUUGGAUUUAUCCGGGAACUUAUUUGUUGGGAAGAUUCCUCAGAGUUUGGGAAAUUGUAGUCAGUUGAGAACGUUGUUAUUGUACGCAAAUUUGUUGGGGGAGGGUAUUCCAGGUGAACUUGGCCGGCUUCAGAGUCUGGAAGUCUUGGAUGUGUCAAGGAAUAGCCUCAGUGGUCCGAUUCCUGCUGGGCUUGGAAAUUGUUCUAGACUUUCUGUGCUUGUUCUUUCAAACUUAUUUAUCCCAUAUGAUGAUCUUGCAAUACCAAGAGGGGAUCCUUCAGAUGAGCAGUCAGGUUCUAUAAAUGAUGAAUACAAUUUUUAUCAAGGCAGGAUUCCUGUUGAAAUAACAAGACUUUCAAGUCUGAGGAUAUUGUGGGCGCCAAGGGCAACAUUUGAAGGCCCGUUGCCAAGUGAUUUUGGCACUUGUGAUAACCUGGAGAUGAUCAAUUUGGCACAGAACUUUUUUGCAGGGGACAUUCCUGUGGGGCUUACUCUCUGCAAGAAGCUGUCGUACCUUGACUUGAGCUCAAAUAAGGGCCUUAGUGGAGAGCUUGUUGAAGACCUUUCAGUUCCUUGCAUGAGUGUGUUUGAUGUCAGUAGCAAUGCAUUAUCAGGUCCAAUCCCUGCGUUUAAGACUCAUGAAUGCCCUGCUGUUUUUCCCUCAGAUUCAUACUCUUCUGAACCCUACAGCCCAUCAUCUGCAUAUUUGUCAUUUUUAGCUGGUAAAACUCAAGUUGGAAUAUCUUAUCAAUUUCUUGGAGGAGAUGGUGCUGCUGCUGUGUUUCACAAUUUUGGAGGUAACAACUUUACGGGCAGUCUUUUGUCAAUGCCAAUUGCAACUCAAAGGUUGGGGGAAAAAAUUACUUAUGCAUUUUUUGCCGGAGAAAACAUGCUUUCAGGACCAUUUCCUGGGAGUUUGUUUGAGAAGUGUGAUGGAUUAGAUGCACUGAUUGUUAAUGUCAGCAACAAUGGAAUGAAUGGUCAGAUUCCAGCUGAAAUUGGUAAAUUAUGCAGAUCUCUCAAAAUUCUGGAUGCUUCUGUCAAUCAAAUCUCUGGGCCCAUUCCGCCUACUUUGGGAGAGUUGGCAUCACUAGUAUCACUUAAUUUGAGCUGGAACCUGCUGAAAGACCAGAUUCCUAACAAUGUGGGGCAGAUGAAGAGUCUGAAAUGUCUUUCUUUGGCUGGAAAUAAUCUCACAGGAUCAAUUCCUCGUAGUUUUGGCCAGUUGCCAUCUUUAGAAGUGCUGGACCUGUCUACAAAUUCUCUUUCUGGUGAAAUUCCUGCAGAUCUUGUGAACUUGAGAAACCUGACGGCUCUUCUGCUCAAUAACAACAAGCUUUCAGGGAAGAUUCCUUCUGGUUUGGAGAAUGUGACUAGGCUCUCAUCAUUUAACGUGUCCUUCAAUAACUUGUCUGGGCCACUGCCUUCAAACAAUAGUUUGAUGAAAUGCAGCAGUCUUCUUGGAAACCCUUAUCUACAGCCUUGCCCUGUGUACUCCUUAGCAGUACCAUCUUCAGAUAUACAAGCAAGAGGGAAUUCACUAGAUUCUACUGCUGCCCCACUAGAAAGUCCACCCCCAAGUGGAGGAAAUGGUUCUUUCAGUUCGAUUGAGAUAGCAUCCAUAGCUUCUGCUUCAGCAAUUGUCUCUGUUCUUAUUGCUCUUGUUAUAUUAUUCCUUUACACAAGGAAGUGGAAUCCCAAGUCUAGAAUCAGUGCUACCAAAAAAGAAGUAACAAUUUUCAGUGAAAUUGGAACUCCAUUGACUUUUGAUAAUGUUGUGCGUGCCACGGGAAAUUUCAAUGCCAGCAAUUGCAUUGGACAUGGAGGUUUUGGGGCAACUUACAAAGCAGAAAUUGCACCUGGAGUUUUAGUGGCAAUAAAGAGGCUUGCAAUUGGACGGUUUCAAGGACAUCAACAAUUUGAUGCAGAAAUUAAAACCCUUGGGAGGUUGCGACAUCCAAAUCUGGUCACUCUAAUUGGCUAUCAUUCUAGUGAUACGGAGAUGUUUCUAAUAUAUAAUUACCUGCCUGGUGGUAAUUUGGAAAAAUUUAUUCAGGAGAGAUCCACAAGAGCUGUCGACUGGAGGGUGCUUCACAAGAUUGCUUUGGAUAUUGCCUGUGCUCUGGCUUACCUACAUGAUCAGUGUGUCCCACGGAUUCUCCAUCGUGAUGUUAAGCCCAGCAAUAUCCUGUUGGAUGAUGACCACAAUGCUUAUUUAUCAGAUUUUGGCUUGGCAAGACUUUUGGGAACUUCAGAAACACAUGCCACCACAGGUGUUGCUGGAACUUUUGGAUAUGUUGCUCCAGAAUAUGCAAUGACUUGCCGUGUUUCUGACAAGGCUGAUGUAUACAGUUAUGGGGUGGUGCUCCUUGAGUUGCUGUCUGAUAAGAAAGCUUUGGAUCCCUCCUUCUCUCCAUAUGGAAAUGGUUUCAACAUUGUUCAAUGGGCAUGCAUGCUCUUGCGACAAGGGCAGGCCAGGGAGUUCUUCACUGCUGGAUUAUGGGAUGCAGGUCCGCAUGAUGGUUUGGUAGAGGUUCUACACUUAGCAGUUGUAUGUACUGUGGAAUCUCUUUCUACCAGACCUACAAUGAAGCAAGUUGUACGGCGGCUCAAGCAACUACAACCGCCAUCAUGUUAACAGCUGGCCAGGCUUCUGUUGAUUAACAUAGUUCUGGUAGGAGGUAUGCCCCGCACUCGAUCAUUUGUUGUGGGGAUCCCGUAGGUACAAAGUCUAAGUUGUAGUUAUUCCCACUUGUAAAUUGUAACACGGUUUUGCCUCCAAUUUUCGAUGCUAUUUCUCAGAGUAGGAGGUUUCACUGAUGGAUCUGCACAAGAAUGCAGACGUUCGAUAUCCAAGUUGUACACUGUGUAUUUGAGUUUCAUUUGUUUAAUAAAACAAAUAGAAUAGU